GCACUUCUCUAUCCACACACGACAGUGUAUAAUAUCCGGUGCAAAGCUGGAUUGUGUCACUUGAGAAUAACUAGGCGCCAUCUCGAUUGAUAUAAUGUCGUCAAGUUCCAAUACUCCGCAACCGCCACUAGGCAGCAAGCCUGCAGGACGCUCAUCUCAGCGAUUCUCGCGCCGUUCCGCCUGCGCCCGUUGUCGAGCAUUCAAGCUGCGGUGUGAAAGAGAUUUGGGGGCCGUGUCACAGCCUUGCAAGAGAUGCGCCAGGGCCAUGGCUCAGUGCGUGCUGGUAGGUAAACCGCGGCCAGUUUUGGGUCCUAGUGUUGAAAAUCAGCGCCUGCCGCUGACCAUUGCGGCGGCCCAAAGACGUAGCUCAAAUGGCAGCCAGUAUCAGAUGCCUUGUCGCAUCCUUCCUGCGGCGGUUGAAGAGUUGCCUGCCGCACAGCUUUACGACCGAUACGAUGAUGGUAGCGGAAACCAGCCAGAAGUUUCGCGAGGCUCGGAGCAUGCCUCUCACAGCCAAGGCUUCCUGCAGAAUACAAAUAUCCAGGCGCAGCCACUGGAAUCCAGCGUCAUUGGCCCAGUUGAUGAUGCUAAUGAAUGCGGUCGCCUGCACGAUGCUACCCCUGAUCCAUUCGAUUUUGAUUUUACGUUUGGUGCUGCUGGACAUCGUCCAGACGAGGAUUUUGUCAACUUCGACAUUGAAUUACCAACAUCCUACACACGGACAGAGGCUCCUCAGAAUGAUAUAAAUUCUAUUGAUACUGAAUCGCAAUCUCUAAAAAAAGACCAUCGAAAAAGCUGUCUGCAAAACUUAGCCGACCUCCACGCAAGCUUACUCCGAGACCUUGACGAAGUUAAGCUCUCCAAACCAGCAAAUGAGUGUGAUUGUUCCCGUUCUUCCGCCGAGAGGACCAGUGAGAAUGGAGUGGCGCCGGAUCACCCCGUUGGCAAAGUGCUCAGGAGCUCGGAGAAAUACCUUGGGAUUUUAGAAUAUUUUUCUCUUCCCUCGUUGCCACAACCAUCGCUUCAGCAGAGAAGUUGCUCUUCUGAGGCCAUUUCGGCCCAUGAAGAUCUUGAUUUGGCCCUUGGCUGUGAGAAUGAUGGAGGCACGCCAUUCGAUUCCGAUCGCUUCACCUCACUUGCCUCGGGUCUGGAACCAGACCUGUCCACCAGUUCCCUCCCCGCCCACUGCGAUGUCCCGACAACUUUCUCCCUCCUGACGUGCUAUAUAAGCCUAGUCCGCAUAUUCCGCACAAUCUUUAGUUGCAUCUACAUCUCACUACUCCCUCUGCCUCCUCCCACCUGGAACGCGCUUCCACCAAUCUUCCCUGGGUUGCAACUUGCUGGGUUUGCUAUGGAGAGGCAGAUUGGAAUGCAGAUCCGGAUUCUGCUGCAGGUCAGCGAGGAUAUGUUAGGGAAGAUAGAGGGGAAGCUCGGCGUGGGUGCGGGCAGUGCCGGGGAGGGAGGAUUGCUAGGCAAGGUGAUGGGCAAUGAGGUGCUAAGGAUGAUGUUGCAGGAAGAAGAGGAAGAGAGGCCAGAAGGAGGGUGUGGGAGCGUUGACUCGCUGAGAGGUGUGAUGGCAAGUUUGAAAGGCUUGUGUUGAAGGGAGAUGGCAUGGACACGAAUUUUCGACAGAGGAGGCCGUUUGUUGAAGUUGGUUGUGGAUUACGACGUCACGCGAGGAUCAAGUCCCAUAUACGCCAUGAGUCUACAAAUUUUCUGAUGGCGCUGUGUGGCCGUAUUUCAGGUAGUUCACAGCAAAUUCGGCUUUCAGCUGAAGGGCCACGUAGUGGCUCGUAGUCAUAGGCUGGAACAUGCGCGAGCGGCGAAGUCCUGUCGCAUGCGUACACAACAUUUGGAUCUGGCUUCAGCCACCAUUCGGCUGGAGCUUCGAACAAUUGUGCCGAGGAUGUGCCAUGCAUGGUUUGAAGACGGUUUUAGGGGGAGCAGGAGUCAGAUAUCAAAUUCGUCGCGCGGAUGGAGGCCGAGAUUUCUUAAGUAGAGGCAUCAGUAAGGGCUAAAAUGGGUGUGGGCAUGGACAAGGAAACAGGAAGGGACACAGGCGUUGGCUAGGGCCAUCAUGCGCCCGCAAGCAAUCAUCCCUCAGAACUACUAUACCUAUUAUUUUCCUGCCUCCGGAACUGAUCUUGCGCAGCCUCCUCAUGGCAGCUCGUCUCUCCCCUCCUUGAUCUGGAGGAACACCUCAAAAAAUUCCUCCAUGUCCUUCGCGCCCUCGAUCGUCUUACCCCCUAGAUAAAACCGCGGCACACCUCUGCCUCGUCUGGCCUUAUUCUCUUGCUCCUCUUUCUUCACUUCCUCCAGCGCCUUUCCAUCCUCCAAGCCCUUCUCAACGGCACCUCUAUCCAUCCCCGCUGCAACUCCGAUCUCCACCAAACUGGGUGCGUUGAAAAUAUCCUUCGCCUCCACAAAGUAGGCAUGGAAUAGCUCCUCGGCCACCUUGUUCUGCUGCUCAAGGCUGAUGGUACCAGCGAGGUGCAGUAGCACGUGGCAAAGCGCCGUGCCGCCCACUACGCCGUCAUCUGCCAGGAGGAUCCCUUCCCCGGCGGCGAUGCCCUUCAGUCGCGCCGCUAUGGCGGGGGCACGCUCGGGUCCAAUGCGGACAAGCAUGCGUUCUGGGUAGUUGGUUAGUGAUAGGCCUUUGUCGGGAUGAGGAAGCAUGACUUACCCCAUCGGGAGACCGGAGUAGCGGGGGGGUUCUCGUCGAGAAAGUAGGGCUUCCACGUGAUAUUGAAGGUAUCCUUGGAUCCGUCGGGGUAGGUUUUGCGGUACAUGGCUAUUGCUUUUUGCAGACGACGGUAGCCUAUGUAGCACUAUUGUUUGUCAGGUAUGAAAGGAUGGGCGGAUGAGGGAGACACGAACCCAGGGGCAGACCACGUCCGAUACGAUCUCGAUAUCGAAGGUCGUCAUUUUAGAAGUUUGUUUGUAGGUAAAUAGGGUAGGUAGAAAGCGUCUAAGACGUCCUCGUUUUGGCGUGGGAAGGGGGGAAUAUGAAGUUGAGGAAUCCAGUUCUGCUUUGUUUGCCAGAAUGUGAG
Pseudogymnoascus verrucosus is the source of this 3050-nucleotide messenger RNA. RefSeq lists its product as uncharacterized. Gene Ontology annotation, molecular function: DNA-binding transcription factor activity, RNA polymerase II-specific; zinc ion binding. Bases 95 to 1600 code for a protein of 501 amino acids. Lineage: Eukaryota; Fungi; Ascomycota; Leotiomycetes; Thelebolales; Thelebolaceae. The record is from RefSeq and is a predicted model, not a curated record. Gene Ontology annotation, biological process: regulation of DNA-templated transcription. The transcript is spliced from 2 exons.